AACUAUGAACUUUGAAAGUAAAUACUUUGGUUUGGAGUUAGUUGGAAAGUACAGCGGCCAUUAAAUACAGUAACAGUGUGUAUAUAAAACUGUGAAGAACUGGCUGCACAUGUAGGUCUACAACUGUAAAAACGUGUGUACAUUAAAUAGGAUAUAACAGGCUGCAACUAAGAUUCAGAUGAACAUUUUGCAUAGAGAGAUUCAACGCUAUGUCCUAAAACAGCGGACAGGUGGCGCCCUUGCAUCCAUGAAUAAGCAGAAAUGAUGCUCUGUUUUGCUGAGUGUCACAGCAGACUACACUGACCUGGUUUUAAAUCGCCAGGCUUCAUCUAUCAGCAGUUAUGGUCGUUUUAAUUUUAUUUCUCUGCUAUUACAGUCAGUGCUGUUGACAACAUUAAUGAGGCAAAUAUCCUUUUAAAUUUAAUAUUUCUGCCUGCCUGCGCUGGCUCUCAGGAGAGGGGGGCGGAUAUUCAGCAUCUCUCAGCCUCCGCCCGCUUCUGUGGCUCUCUGUCCAGAGCGGUGGAGAGAGACAGGGGGAACCGCAGACCGACAGGGGGACUGACACACACACUCAGAGAGAGAGAGAGAGAGAGAGAGAUAGGGGCGAUGGCCGCCGGUGUAGGAUGCGGGGAGUCGGUGGAUCAGUACCGGGCCGAGGUGGAGCGGCUCACCCAGGAACUGGCCGAGGCGAACCGGGAGAAGAUCCGGGCUGCAGAGUGCGGUCUGGUUGUCCUGGAGGAGAACCAGGCGCUGAAGCAGAAGUAUGCAGACCUGGAGACCGAGCAAGACACUCUCAGGAAGGAGUUGGAGCAAUUGCAAGAGGCAUUCGGCCAGGCUUACACCAACCAGCGUAAGGUGGCAGAGGAUGGGGAGACGAAUGAGGAGACGUUACUGCAGGAGUCAGCCUCCAAGGAGGCAUACUACAUGGGCCGUCUGUUGGAACUGCAGACUGACCUGACUCUUAGCCGUUCUGUGGCGUCCAACGCCCAGUCAGAGAAUGAGAGGCUCAAUAUACUGGUGCAGGAGCUACGAGAGAGUAACGAGAUGCUAGAGCUACAGAGGAGCAGGAUGAGGGAGGAGAUCAAGGAGUACAAGUUCAGAGAGACCAGGCUGCUUCAGGAUUACACAGAGCUAGAAGAGGAAAACAUCACCCUGCAGAAACUGGUCUCCACACUCAAGCAGAGCCAGGUGGAGUAUGAGGGACUAAAACAUGAAAUUAAGGUGCUGGAAGAGGAGACCGUUCUUCUCAACAGUCAGCUUGAAGACGCCUUACGUCUGAAGGAAAUCUCUGACGGUCAACUGGAAGAGGCCCUGGAUGCCCUCAAGAGUGAGCGUGAGCACAAGAACAAUCUGAGGAAGGAACUUGCCCACCACAUCAGCCUGAGUGAUAGCGUGUACGGAGCCGGGGCCCAUCUGGCGCUCACUGUCACUGGCGUUGAGGGCCUCAAGUUCCCUGAGGAGACCAACGGAACCAAUGGCACCAAUGGCAGCACCAUCCCCACUGCUAAUGGCAACAAUGAGGACAGCAACCGCCGCAACGGACACCUCCACACAGGCACGGCGUUGGCUAAGAUGAAUGGGGACUAUCGCCCAGGGCGGAAGGGAGAAGGUCUGCACCCUGUGCCGGACCUGUUCAGUGAACUCAACCUGUCAGAGAUACAGAAGCUCAAGCAGCAGCUGCUACAGGUGGAGUGUGAGAAGACGGCGCUGCUCAUGAACCUGCAGGAGUCACAGACCCAGCUGCAGCACACGCAGGGUGCCCUGACCGAGCAGAAUGAGCGGGUCCAUCGCCUCACAGAGCGCGUCAAUACCAUGAAACGUCUCAAUGGAGACAAAGAGCUUGAUGACUCACAGGAGAGUGAGAAGCCUGAUGGUGGUUCACCACCAGCCAAUGGUCACCAUGAUCCUGAUAUACAUGGGUUUGAGAUCCUGGAGUGUAAGUACAAGGUGGCGGUGACAGAGGUGAUCGACCUGAAAGCAGAGCUCAAGGCCCUGAAGGAGAAGUACAACCAGGCUGUGGAGGGGCAGGGAGACAGCCACAGUGACGACAGGGUUCAGGCACUGAGUGAACAGCAGGUAACCCAUUUGGAGCGGAAUUGUCGUGAGGGCCGAGAGAGGGUGGCGAGCCUGGAGGCAGAGCUCCGAGCAGCCACGAGCACAGCCACAGAGAGUCAGGGCAUGCUGAACGCAGCACAGGAUGAGCUGGUAACCUUCAGUGAGGAACUGGCACAGCUCUACCACCAUGUCUGCCUGUGCAACAAUGAGACACCCAAUCGCGUCAUGCUCGACUACUACCGUCAGAGCCGCGUCACACGCAGUGGCAGCCUGAAAGGCUCAGAUGACCCCCGGGCAUUGCUUUCACCUCGCCUGGCACGACGCCUUGCUGCAGCCUCUGCAGCCUGCUCCUCUGAGUCCCCUCGCAGUCCCAUGGAUUCCCCAUCCAAAGACAGCAAUCACAGUGAUACACCAACCAUGACGGUGGAGUCCCCAGCUUACCAGGGCAGCCCCACCCGCAACUCUAUGGGCUCCCCAGUCAUCAACAUUUCUCCUUGCCCAUCUCCAGUGCCCUCGGAGGCAGGUGGGGACCUGCGUAAGGAGCCCAUGAAUAUCUACAACCUGAACGCCAUCAUCAGAGACCAGAUCAAACACCUCCAGAGGGCUGUUGACCGCUCACUGCAGCUGUCCAGGCAGAGGGCUGCAGCCAGGGAGUUGGCACCCAUGCUUGACAAAGACAAAGAGUCCUGCAUGGAGGAGAUACUGAAGCUCAAGUCCCUGCUCAGUACCAAGAGAGAGCAGAUCGCCACACUCAGGCUGGUUUUGAAGGCCAAUAAACAGACAGCAGAGGUUGCACUGGCUAAUUUGAAGAGCAAGUAUGAGAAUGAAAAGACGAUGGUGACAGAGACCAUGAUGAAGCUGAGAAACGAGCUGAAGGCUCUAAAAGAAGACGCCGCCACCUUCUCGUCUCUCAGGGCCAUGUUUGCCACAAGAUGUGACGAGUAUGUUACCCAGCUGGAUGAAAUGCAGAGGCAGCUGGCAGCAGCAGAGGAUGAGAAAAAGACAUUGAACUCCCUCCUCCGUAUGGCCAUCCAGCAGAAACUGGCCUUGACCCAACGCCUGGAGGAUCUGGAGUUUGACCACGAGCAGACCCACCGUGGCCGCAGCGCUAAAGUGCCCAAGAUAAAAAGCAGCCCGCCCAAAUUUCUUGUAGAUUGUCAGCAGCCUGCUGCAUCGUCACUCUCCCCACAACUAAGGCGAGGGAGAGCCUCCCUAGCCCGCAGUCCUAAAUUUGCGGCAGACCUCCAGGAACACCAAGCAGUCCUUCUCUCCCCCUGCGACCCUCGUAACUGCCUGGCCCAGCAACCUCAGCCCCCCGGCACCUAACUUCACUGCUCCAGCCCAGGCCCUGGCCUCGGUCUGGUAGGAGUCAUGCAGAGACAAAGACAUUCUGGAUAGGGGUUCCCUCAGUUUAACCCCCUCCCCAACCUUGUAGUCCAACCAGGUGCUUACUGGACUCUGUGACCCCCCCAAGCACUACACGGCCCGGCACCGACAGGCCUCCUAGUUACCUGGGUCGCAGAAGAGGAGCAGGACGCUUUCUUCUUCUCUGGAAGUGACAUCCUGUCCUGGAAACAGAAAAUUGGGAACUGAACUGAGAUGCAAAAGCCAGAGUGACAAAUCAUGGGAAUCUUUUCCCUCAUUUGUAUUAGUAUUUAUUCAUAAUUUAUUAACUCAAUUGAUUAUUUAUUUACAUAUUGAUUUGUGACAAGUUUCUGAGAUAUUUAUUACUGGAAUGUUUUUUUUCUGUUUGUCAGUCAUUCUUCAGGAUGGAAAUCGAGACGUGUUUUACUUCUGUGGUGAAGACUUCAGUGAUCACAGACAACUUGGCACAUUCACAACUGUUCACGGCCAAUUCUGUUCUCUUCAAGAAAGGAAAACCAAUGAACCCAAAAGCAAAACGUCCUUAUUGCAAAAGUUUUUACUGGUCUAGUAAAAAGGUCUAAAACUUGCCUAACACACUAAACAUCAUGUCAUACAAUACAGCAUUGAAAAAGUUAGAUUUUGUCAGUGUAAUAAUCAAAAAAUAAGUAAAAAAUUUAAUUACAAGAAAAUAGUUUCUUGUGGUGGUGAUGGGUGGAUUUCAAAUACCUUUCUAACGUCACUAGUCUUUCUUGGGAUGCUUGUGGUUUUUUUAUACAAAGAUUUUUUGCAAAUCAUGUGCAUAAAAGACUAUUUUAUACCUCCUUUUAUUUUUAUUUGUUUUUACAGCAGACUCUGGUGAUGUGAUUGUGUCUGUGACAUAGCUCAGAUCUCUUUAGAGACUGAGAUAGAUGAGAGGCUGAGAGUGUUUGAGAUCAGGACUAGGGCUGUUGGCCUGGGUUUUUGCCUUUUGAGUUGCACAGGUUUAAGUGACCAUAGAGUGACUUGACCUCCUUUUUUUUAACAUUAGUUGUGAACAGAGGAUUCUCCAAAGGUGUGCCUCUUCUUGAGUUACCGUCACCAUCACGUUUAUGUUGUAUUCUUACCAUAAAGUAUUCUCUGUCUUCUCCGUUAGCUUUCACUGGUUUGCCCAGAAAACUGUUAUCUUACCCCUACUACACCAUGACAGUGAUAAAAAAGUGUUACUGAAAUGACAGUUUACUAUCCCAAGCUACACUUGUCUAUCAUUGUAACAGCUCUACAUUUAGCUGUCUCCACAUGCGUCCUCCAAACAGUAUGCAAUACUGUCCAAGCACAAUUAUGUACUAUGCAUUAUAGCAAUACAGUAGCAGCGGUCGUAGACUGAUCUGGAUAAGAUUUAACUGAUCUUUUAACCAUUUCCGUCACCAUGAAUUAACCAGCAGGUUGACAAGAAAGGUAAGACAGCAGAAGUGUCCCCAACUUUCUUCUCACAGUCCCAGCACUACUGUCAGACUCCUUUGGCAACUCAACAGUUGACAAAAUGAAGGUGUUAUUUCUUUCAGUUUUGGUCAGAGAGGAACAGAGCAAAGUCUGCCUGACAUAGAAGGAAUUUGUGACGUUUGUUGCAUAAUUGAUUUGCCUUUGUCUUUCUACCCUCAUACUGUUUUUAACAUCAGUGUCUUUUCUCUACACUGCACUGAACAAAUACUUUUGCCAGAUGGAUAAGAAAUGGAUAAACUACAACUACAUAGCCAGUAAAGUGUUGUAAGAUAAAAGCAUUUCUGUUAUAACAACGAUGAAUGAGUGGACUCUUUCUGUUCUCUCUCUCUGUGUGUAUGUACAUUUGUUGGAUUUGUCUUUGUUAACAGUGUAGAUUGCAUUAUAGAUUACUUUUGCAACUACAGAGUGAUGAAAAUAUUUGUGGUCCAAAAGUAUCAUCUGAACCCAUGCAGGCUCAUUGGUGACCUAACUCUCUUGGUUUGUUUGCACAAUAUAGCAGUGGAUGGAGAGAGACUAAUCCAAUGAAAGAGAAAAAAACAUGUUUUGAAAAGAAUGAUAGCUGUAUGCUGUACUACAGUGGAUUUUACAGUUUCUCCUCCAUUUAAAACAGUGUUUCAUUGGUUUCACAAAUAAAUAAAAGAUUUGUCCUUGGA
Thunnus maccoyii (southern bluefin tuna) is the source of this 5552-nucleotide messenger RNA. It is a transcript of the gene bicd1a, whose product is annotated as bicaudal D homolog 1a. Gene Ontology annotation, cellular component: Golgi apparatus; cytosol. Gene Ontology annotation, biological process: positive regulation of receptor-mediated endocytosis; protein localization to organelle; microtubule anchoring at microtubule organizing center. Lineage: Eukaryota; Metazoa; Chordata; Actinopteri; Scombriformes; Scombridae. Gene Ontology annotation, molecular function: dynein intermediate chain binding; dynein complex binding; dynactin binding. The transcript is spliced from 10 exons. The coding region runs from base 607 to 3381 and encodes 924 amino acids. The record is from RefSeq and is a predicted model, not a curated record.